CUCCCAAUGACCUUCAUCCGGGUUCUGCAUAGUUUCUGAAAUUUUUUCGAAAAGAAUAAUAUUGGUAUUUUUCCCAUUUUAAUUCAAUACUUUGUCCUAAUACAUUUAUAUUCUCAUGCCAAGUUGACUUUCAAAGUCGUCGUUUACGACUAAUUGGGUGACGUGUCAAUCCAGCACCGAAUUUCUCCGUUUAGAGGAAUUGAAGUCACAAUUCAGGUACCUGUAAUUAUAUAAGAUGGCUGAUGGGGAUGAGCGUAGGCGUGGGGAUGAUAUGGAGGGUGAAUCCUCUGGUCCCGGUGCAGCAUAUCAGAUGUUUGUCCAAAUGGAAGACAUGAUAGACAAACUAAAGCUUCUUCAUUAUGAAGAAGAAUUCUGCCGUCAGUUAGGAUUUAAACCAUUUUCAAGACACUACUUUGCAAUACCUACCAACCCUGGUGAACAGUUCUACAACUUCACCUCCCUGGCUGCCUGGCUACUGAGGGUAUCUGGUAAACAGUUUGACCAGCCGCAAGAGUAUGAUGAUCCCAAUGCUACCAUCUCUAGUAUCCUAGAAGAGCUCAGAGGUUUUGGCCAUGGAGUAGACUUUCCACCCUCUAAGUUGAAGACAGGCUGUGGAGAGCAAUGUAUUUAUGUCUUAGACUGCUUCUCAAAUGAGGCCCUCAAAACAGCCAAUUUUUCAUGGAAAAUGCCUGUGUAUCCCGAGGAAGAGACUGAAGAAGAUGUUAUAGAAGAUGAUGAUGCUGAGUUAGACUUGAACAAGGUAGAAGAGGAGAUGCAGGAAGACAUUGAUGAGGACUUUGAAGAGGAAGAGAAUAUUCUUGGCCUUGAUGACCUCAAGAAAAUGAGGAAAAACCAGGAAAAUGCUGAGAGCACAAAGCCAGAGGAGAUCAUGCAAUCCAAUACUAAUGCAGCUGAUUGGAAACUUGAAGUAGAGAGAGUCCAACCACAACUCAAAGUCACUAUACGGACAGAUAAUAAAGACUGGAGGGUACACAUAGACCAAAUGCAUCAACACAAAGGGGGCAUUGAAACAUCUCUGAAAGAAACCAAAGUUUAUCUAGACAAACUCCACGAUGAAAUCUCAAAGACAUUAGAAAAGAUAGGUAGUAGAGAGAAAUAUAUUAACAACCAGCUUGAACAUCAUCUUCAUGAGUUCAGGGCGAUGCAGGAUCAACUGGCAGAAGCUAAGGAGAGAUAUAGACAAGCUAGUGGAGGAGUCACUGAAAGAACCAGAACACUUGCAGAGCUAACAGAUGAACUUGAUCAAGUCAAGAUGCAAAUGGAAGAGAGGGGGACUAGCAUGACAGAUGGAACACCACUUGUGAAGAUAAAGCAAGCGUUACAGAACCUUAAGAAGGAGAUCACACAGAUGGAGAUUCGUAUGGGUGUAGUGGAACAUGUACUUCUACAGGCACGAUUAAAAAGCAAAAACAGUAAUAAAAUAACAAAUAAUAUGGACAAUGACAUGGAUGAUAAUGAGUAUUGAUUUUACUAGUGCUUACAGUUUGGAGAGGAUUGUCGUUUAUCCCAAGAGGGGAUAUUGAAAUAAUCCACUCUCCUCUAAUUCCUUUAUUGGAAUAUUAGAGGAAGCACCAACUUUAUUUUCCGUCCUUGAAUUGUAAAAAUAUCUGCAGACUUCAUCCAUUUUGAACUAUGGUGGGGAUAUUGUCCCUCCUGCCAUUUUGAAAUCUGUUAGAGGCUUAUUUAUUUAGGGAACAUCUUGUAAGGUCAAUGUAGGAAUAAUAAUUUUAUAUGGGCCUUUAUACUCAGCCUUUCUGGCAUUGGUAUUAAUAAGUGCAUUCCUCAUUCAUUACUUAUCCAUUAGAACAUUAUAAUUCAAUAUGGGUUAGAAUUUUACAAAUGAAGACAAUGUAUACCAACAUUUCCAAAUAUAGUAGUCAGAAAAGACGGCAUUAAUUAACAAAUCUGGAAAUAAAGUAAAUAGUCCUACAUUGACUUUUGAGAUGGAGGGCACAAACUUCUAAAUCAUUCCAGGCACUAGGGAAGCGGAUAGACCAUUAGAUCUUAGGGACUAAAAAUAUAUUAAAAGAAAAAUAUUUGUGUCCUGAUUUUGAGAAAACAGUUUUGACAAUAUAAAAUUAUGGGUCUCAUAGUUCUGAUGGUUUUACAUGGUCAAGAUAAUGAUGUAAAAUCUAGAUUCAAUCCCAAACAUGCAUAACUUAUUUGUUCCAUGAAAACAUCUAGGAUUUUGAAAUAUUGAUUUCAUUUUGUUAUAUUUCCUGUGAAAGUUGAUUCAACGAAUAAAGGUUUUACACUUGAAAUGGCAUAUUUUUAGAAAUGAGAUACUCAGAUUUUUGUACAAAGAAGGAUCUCUAUCCUAUCUGCAUCUUGUCUAUACUAAAAAAUAGAUAUAGUUGUGUCCACCAUGCACCAAAAUUGUCAUGUUUUGUCAUGCUGCCAUGACAUCCAUUUUCCAAACAAUACUCUUGUAUUCACUCAUAGAUCUGUGAAAUAAUUGCCGUCCUAAAUAAUACUGUAAUAUAACUUAUUGAAUAUAAAUAGUGUAUAUUUCUAUGGAAUUGUAAAUAAAGAGAUACAAUAUAUGA
Owenia fusiformis is the source of this 2567-nucleotide messenger RNA. The record is from the annotation of a GenBank genome assembly. Lineage: Eukaryota; Metazoa; Annelida; Polychaeta; Sabellida; Oweniidae.